Molecule: messenger RNA, 960 nt
Organism: Colletotrichum truncatum
Lineage: Eukaryota; Fungi; Ascomycota; Sordariomycetes; Glomerellales; Glomerellaceae
Product: zinc-binding dehydrogenase
Molecular function (GO): oxidoreductase activity
Source: RefSeq, a predicted model, not a curated record
AUGAAGGCUGUUCAGAUUCUAGGGGACGUCUCAUCCCCGAAAAUCACCGUCAAUGAUUCAUUGAUACAACCCAAGCCGACAGGAUCUGAAAUCUUGAUUCGAGUUCACGCCGCCGGUAUCACAGGUGAUGAGGUUCUUUGGCCUGAAGUUUACACCACGCCAUCGAGGAUUCCUGGACAUGACAUAUCGGGUGUCAUUGCCGCGCUUGGUCCUGACUACAGCGGACCCCUGGAACUGGGUCAAGAAGUCUUUGCUUUCAUCGCUGCAGAAAGGGGUCAAGGCCAAGCUCAAUACGCUAUUUGCCUUCCCAACGAAGUCGCCCCCAAGCCGAAAUCCAUAACCCAUGAAGAAGCCGCAGCACUGCCGAUUCCGCUCCUCACAGCCUGGGAGGCAAUUGUGGACCACUGCAAGAUCCAGAGUGGGAUGAGAGUUUUCGUUUCUGGGGCAUCGGGUGCAGUUGGCCAGAUUGCAGUCCAGCUUCUCACUCAGCAGGCUGGCGCUCACGUUAUAGCCUUAGCUUCGUCUCACAAUCAUCACACUCUGAAAGCGCUUGGAGCUCAAGAGUUGUUCGACUACAAGGUCCCAGGCUGGGAGAACCACAUAAAAGAUGUGGACGCUGUGUUGGACACCGUUGGUGGUGAUGUCUUGUCUAAAUCUUGGGACAUUGUGAAAGCCGACGGAGUUAUCGCCACAGUUGCCGACCCCCCUCCUCCUUGGGCAUUUGAGAAAAGCCUGCCGGAUGAACAUGCUGAUCGUCCUCAUGUGCGUUACAAGUAUUUUGUCGUCUCGCCCAAUAUGGAGAGGCUCCUGCAAGCAUCCGAGCUGAUAGACAUGGAUUCUUUCAAACCCUUAGCCAUAACAUCGUAUCCGUUAAAAGAUGCAGAGAUGGCUUGGGAGGUUUCUCGGCAGAGGGGUCAUGGGAAGAAGGUCGUUAUCACUAUGUUGGAAAAUGAUGAAUGA